ACAUGCGGCGGCUACAAGAGGAGCUUAGGUGCACGCAAGUGGGAAAUUGUCUGAGCGAUGUCCGCAGUCAUGGACGUCGGGCUGCCGACCACACCACUUCAGACGACCCAACUCAACAGCCAGGCUACAUGGCAUGAAAUUAUAUGGAAGGUCUCCGAUGCCGGCCUCUUUGCGGACUCGAAGCAUUUCGUCGAUUGUCCUGUGCUGCGGCCUUGGGAGCUCGUCGCGGCGGACUGGGAGCAGCUAAAGGUUGAUGGGGUAACUCAAGAGGCCCUCAAGUGCUUUAUCGCUUCAAACUUCGGCCCACCGGGCAGCGACCUCGAGGCGGUCUUGCCCGCCAGCUGGCAUGAGGAGCCACCUGCAUGGCUUGCGGGCCUGCCAGAGGAGGAGGCACGUGCAUUCGGGGCUGCGGUGCACCAGCUGUGGAAGACGCUGUGCCGGAAGGUGUCCUCGGACGUCCUGGCCAACCCAGAUCGCCACACACUGCUGCCACUGCCCCAGCCCUUCAUUGUGCCCGGCGACCGCUUCCGUGAAUGCUACAACUGGGACUCCUACUGGGUCAUCCUGGGCCUGCUUGCCUCCGGCCUGCUGCCCGCUGCCCGCCAACUGCUGACCAACCUGCUGGGGCUGGUGGAUGUGUGGGGCUUUGUGCCCAACGGCGCCCGCGCCUACUACACCAACCGCAGCCAGCCACCGCUGCUAAGUGCUAUGGUGGCGGCGGUGGCGGCGGCAACUGCCACUGCGCAGGAGGAAUCACGGGGCCGGGAGGGUGCUGGGGCCACCGGGGUGAACGGCAACGGGAGAGCGCAGUCGGCUUCCGGCGCUGGGGUCAGCAACAACCACAGCAGCAGCAACAGCACCGGCGGCACUGAGACAGAGACACUGCUACGUGAGGCACUGCCGCGACUCAUUGCGCACCACGGGUACUGGACCUCAGGCCCCAAGCUCGUGCGGGUGCGGAGCAGUGCAGGCGGCGAAGGUGGAGGGGCCGGCAGUGGCGAUGGCACUGGGGGUGGCCAGGAAGGUGGCGGGACCGGAGAGCGGACCGUGUUUGAGCUGAGCCGCUACCAUGCAGAGCUGUAUGAGCCGCGGCCCGAGAGCUUCAGGGAGGACCUGAACCUGGUGGAGGGCGCGGGGCUGGGCCCGGAGGCGGCUCGUGCCCUGUACUGCGACAUCGCCAGUGCGGCCGAGUCGGGCUGGGACUUCAGCACACGCUGGUUCGUGGGCGGCGACUCGCUGGCGCACACACGCACCACGCAGAUUGUCCCCGCUGACCUGAACGCCUGGCUGUACCGCACCGAGCUGGACAUAGCCCACAUGGCCGCCCGCCUUGGCGACAGCGCCACACGAGACGCCUUCGCGGCCCGCGCCGCCGAACGCGCCGCCGCAAUGGAUCUGCUCAUGUGGAGCGACGCUGACGGCUGCUGGCACGACCUGCUGCUGCAGCCCUCACCUGCACCACCGUCAUUGCGGCAAGCAACUGACGGCGCCGCUACUGCACCUCCUCCAGCUACCGCAAAGGCUGUGGAGGCACAGGAGGAGGACGCGGGAGCGGUUCAGGAGGACGGCAGCGCAGGCGUGUACCCUACUCAGCAGCGGGCGGGCGUGUACGCGUCCAACUGGGUGCCGUUGUGGUGCGGCGUGGCGGCGCCCGGCAGCAGCCGUGCCGUGGCUGCAGCAGCGGGGCUGCGCUCGUCGGGCCUGCUACAGCCCGGCGGGCUGCUCACUUCACUGUGCCGCUCCGGGCAGCAGUGGGACGCGCCCAACUCCUGGCCGCCACUGGUGCACAUGGCUGUGGAGGGGCUGGAGCGGUCGGGGGCGCCAGGGGCUGCCGAGGCGGCGGCGGGGCUGGCCAGGAGCUACGUGGCGGGCUGCAGGGCGGCGUGGGGCGCCACGGGGCACAUGCAUGAGAAGUACGACGCGAUGGUGCCGGGCGGCGUGGGGCGGGGCGGGGAGUACGUGCCACAGGUGGGGUUUGGCUGGAGCAACGGAGUGCUGAUGACGCUGUUGCGCAAGUAUGGUGCAUGAGUUAUGGCAAGCUACAUCAAUAGGCAUGGGGGGAGUCAUCAUUAUAGCCCGUGCUUGCAGUGUGAGCGAACCGGUGAGCUCAGGCGACGCAAAAGAACGUGAGAUGGGCUGGGUACAUGCAACGCGCGGAGGAAAGUGAACUGUGAACGUACUAUUGGACGUGUGUGUCAUGCAUCCGCAGCGACACAUCUCUGUCAGCUGUGGCGUGCACUGACACUGCCGCCGUGGCCAAAGCUGAAGUACGACAGAUCGAGUACGGUGCCCUAGGUUUUGCCGGCGCGGCUGUGUGAACGAGGUUUUAGCGCUGUCGUUCUGAUUGCAUUCUUCUGCUGGUCCCCCCUCUAACCCACGUCGUACAGACUUCAGUACAGCUGGUGCGCUGGGAUGUUCGUUCUCCCCUGUGGUAACGCAUCUGGUGCGUAUGGCAGCUGGUCCGCCCUCAAACGCAACAAGUU
Molecule: messenger RNA, 2483 nt
Organism: Chlamydomonas reinhardtii
Lineage: Eukaryota; Viridiplantae; Chlorophyta; Chlorophyceae; Chlamydomonadales; Chlamydomonadaceae
Exons: 7
Coding region: 70-2028 (652 amino acids)
Biological process (GO): trehalose catabolic process
Molecular function (GO): alpha,alpha-trehalase activity
Source: RefSeq, a predicted model, not a curated record